AUGGGUCAGGAUUUGUUUAAUCAGACCAUGACGGAAGGUGGGUUCGAGUUGGGAGUGGUCUCGGAGCCGUAUCGGAUCCAGAGGGACCACCCCAACUGGUUUACGGAUCCUACUGGGGAGGAGGUCGCAAUUUCGUGGCGACCAGCGGCGACGCCGCGCCCGUGCUCCAAGUUUGGAGCCGGGCACGAAUUCGUUGCAAUUGAGUGGGGAGAGUGGGUGGUACUGGAUCUUCCUGUCGGGGCUGGGGGACUGCAUCCGCAGAUGCCUCCCCCGGCCGACGUUGGUCGCGGGGGACUUCAACGCGUGGUCUACGCUAUAAGGUUCCUCGCGAACCAACGGGAAAGGAGAGGAGAUGGUGGAUUGGGCGGCGGCACUCGGCCUGUGUCUUUUAAACACGGGUUCGAGGAGCACCUGCGUGCGUACCCGGGGGAGUCCAUCGUGGAUCUCACGUGGGCUUCCCCGUCGGCCGCGCGCAGGGUCACGGGUUGGUGGGUGGACGAAGAUCUGGACUCGGGGUCCAAUCACAGAUACAUCGUGAUCGAGGCCUCGACCACCCCCACCGGACAGCUCAGCCGCUGUCGGCGUAGCACUCGCAGGAGAUGGGUCCUCAGAAAGAUCAAUGAGGACAUCCUGAUGGCGGUCAUUCUAAUGGAAUCCUGGCCGAGGCCAUUCGGCCAGGCCAUGGACCUGGAGGAAGAGGCCACGAGGGUCGUGAGCAUGGUCGAGAACGCGUGUGAGGCGUCCAUGCUACGAUCUAGAUGGUCCCCCGUUAAGGCUAUGCACUGGUGGACCGAGAAGAUCGCCGAGCUUAGGCGUCUCUCCUCGGCCGCCAGGCGCACAUUCCUGCGCGCGCGCAGAAAAAGGGGGCAUCACACCAGGGUGACUGAAGCUCUGGGGGGUUUCGUGCCGCACGAAACGUCCUCCGAGCCGCCAUCAGAAAGGAGAAGGCAAGGGCUUGGGAGGAGCUAA
Messenger RNA from Linepithema humile (Argentine ant), 969 nucleotides. Lineage: Eukaryota; Metazoa; Arthropoda; Insecta; Hymenoptera; Formicidae. The record is from RefSeq and is a predicted model, not a curated record.